UCCAGCGCGUUCCCGCGGGCAGCGGGCAACGGGCAGCCGGCAGCGUUGGCCUCAUUGCUUCCUCUGCAGCAGCCUCGCGUCGCCAUCUAGCAGAGUGCCGCAUCCGAGCCCCAGGAACCGCUCACUGCCGCGGUUGCUCUGCGCGGACCCGCACGCUGUGCCCAGGCCACCCCUGAGCCUGCACUGCUGAGGGUGCCGUGGUGCACCCUGAGCGCCGCAAUCCUGCGGAGGGCAGCAUGGGAUAAUGCAGCCAUGGUGCGCCGAGAUCGUCUCCGCAGGAUGAGGGAGUGGUGGGUCCAGGUGGGGCUCCUGGCUAUGCCCCUGCUUGCCGCCUACUUGCACAUCCCACCCCCUCAGCUCUCCCCUGCUCUGCAUUCAUGGAAGACUUCUGGCAAGUUUUUCACCUACAAGGGACUGCGCAUCUUCUACCAAGAUUCUGUGGGUGUGGUCGGAAGCCCCGAGAUAGUUGUGCUUUUACAUGGCUUUCCAACUUCCAGCUAUGAUUGGUACAAGAUUUGGGAAGGUCUGACCCUGAGGUUUCAUCGAGUGAUUGCCCUUGACUUCCUAGGCUUUGGCUUCAGUGACAAACCAAGACCACAUCACUAUUCCAUAUUUGAGCAAGCCAGUAUUGUGGAGGCUCUUUUGCGGCAUCUGGGGCUCCAGAACCGUAGAAUCAACCUGUUGUCUCAUGACUAUGGAGAUAUUGUUGCUCAGGAGCUGCUUUAUAGGUACAAGCAAAAUCGCUCUGGUCGGCUUACCAUAAAGAGUCUCUGUCUGUCAAAUGGAGGAAUCUUUCCUGAGACUCACCGUCCUCUCCUGCUCCAAAAGCUACUCAAAGAUGGAGGCGUGCUGUCACCCAUCCUCACCAGGCUGAUGAACUUCUUUGUAUUCUCUCGAGGUCUCACCCCAGUCUUUGGACCAUAUACUCGGCCCUCUGAGAGUGAGCUGUGGGACAUGUGGGCAGGGAUCCGCAACAAUGAUGGGAACUUGGUCAUAGACAGCCUCUUGCAGUACAUCAAUCAGAGGAAGAAGUUUAGAAGACGCUGGGUGGGAGCACUUGCCUCUGUCACUGUUCCCAUUCAUUUCAUCUAUGGGCCAAUGGAUCCUGUAAAUCCCUAUCCAGAGUUUUUGGAGCUGUACAGGAAAACACUGCCGCGGUCCACAGUGUCGAUUCUGGAUGACCACAUUAGCCACUACCCACAGCUAGAGGAUCCCAUGGGCUUCUUGAAUGCAUAUAUGGGCUUCAUCAACUCCUUCUGAUAUGGAAAGAGUAGCUUCCUUGUGUUACCUCCCUACUCCCAUAUCUGUUGUGUAUUCCACUUAGGAAGAAAUGCCCAAAAGAGGUCCUGGCUAUCAAAUACUAUUCUCACAAAAAUCCACUUUACUCACAUCUGUCAACAGAACCCAGAAAAAAUGUAGCCAAAGUUCUAAGGGUGACAUAAUAGCUCACCUCCUAUUCCUCUGACAUCUGAUCAAGUGUGUGGACUUACCUUUGUCUUUGUAUUAGGAAAUGCUGGUGAGCACUGCUCACUGAUUUAGAAAGAC
Octodon degus (degu) is the source of this 1545-nucleotide messenger RNA. RefSeq names its product mesoderm specific transcript (gene Mest). Lineage: Eukaryota; Metazoa; Chordata; Mammalia; Rodentia; Octodontidae. The record is from RefSeq and is a predicted model, not a curated record. Gene Ontology annotation, molecular function: catalytic activity. The coding region runs from base 253 to 1260 and encodes 335 amino acids. The transcript has 12 exons.